UAGGUGCCUCAUCCUCACCUGAAGCGAGCUAACUAGUUUUCAAUAACUUAUAUUUUCCAUCUCACGUAUCUGCAUUUUGAUAUGUAUAUAGAGAGGAUGAAGCCCAGAGACUUUCUUCAUGAACAUCCACUGCACUACUUUGAAGAGUGGAGCAAUGAUGUCCACGGUAAGACUAGAGGUGUAAAUUGCUCAUCAGGAUGUGGGCAGCCAAUCUCAACUCAGUUCUAUGCAUGCAUCGACUGUAAGUUUUUCCUUCAUAAAUCAUGUUCUGAGCUACCACUGAACAUCACUCACCCCUUUCAUGAUAAUCAUCCUCUCACUCUUUUAGCCAAAGCACCAGCCUCGGCUUCUUGUGAUUUUUGUGGUAAUUUAGUCAAUGGAUUUGUUUACCAUUGUUCUUCUUGUCGUUUCAAACUUCACAUCAUAUGUGCCUUUCUCCCACAAUUCCUCACCGGAAAUUUCCCAAAACGUGAUCAUCAUUUUAGUGAUGUCGAUGAACACCCACUCUUCUUCAUCCAAGAGGAUCUUAUUAGCAGCAAUAAGGGAUAUAGGUACAGGUGUUCUCCUUGUAAGUUCCAGCUUCAUACCCGAUGUGCUUUGCUCAUCACCAAAGAUUUCCCGCAACGCGAACAUCAUUUUAGCCAUGUUGAACACCCACUCGUCUUUGUCCAAAUGCUUAGCAACGAAGUUAAAAUAAAUUCUUCCUGGUCUGUUUGCUCACAAGCAUUAUUGGGCACUUCUUUUUACAAUUGUCCUGAUUGUGGAUUUUUCCUUCACAAAGAAUGUGAGGCAGAGUUGUGGCUUAAGAUUGAGCAUGUUGCCCACCCUGAACACCCUCUUAUUCCUGUAUUUGCAGCAAAUUAUGCCUGCAACUUUUGCCAAGGGAUUCAGGCUGGUGAGCACUCUCCUCAGACUUGUCAUGGGAAUUGUCACUGGUUAAGGGAUGUUCUUCAAAUGGCUGAACCGAGACAACGUUCCACAACCGGCUUCUUAGUUUGCCUUGGGAAUUCCCCUGUUUCAUGGAAAUCGAAGAAACAAGUCACAGUAUCUAGAUCAUCGGCUGAAGCGGAGUACCGUGCAAUGGCUGCCACUGCCAGUGAACUGAGUUGGUUAAAGACAUUACUAUGUGAUCUUCAAGUUUCUAACUCAAAGCCAAUGACACUUUACUGUGACAAUCGAGCAGCUCUGCAUAUUGCCAAUAAUCCUGUAUUCCAUGAACGAACAAAGCAUAUAGAGAUUGAUUGCCAUUUUGUUCGUUGUGCCGUGGUUCUAGGAGACAAGAUAAAGCAUUUCAGCCAUGAGCAUGAAUUAGUGCUUGAUAAUGAGGAGAUUGUUACGAAUGGUGAUAAAAAAUGUUGCGAUGGGUGUGUACUACCGAUCUUGACUGCCGCUUACAGUUGUCCUCAAGCAGAGUGUAAUUUCUCCCUUCACAAGGCCUGUGCCCAAAUUGGAGAGGAGAAACCACAUUGGGCUUACCAAGAUCCUCUUCGAGUCAGCAUGGGGUGCAUUUUUAGAUGUAAAUGUUGUAAGUAUGACUGCAGCGGUUUUUGUUGCUCAGUAAACAGAUAUAGCGUUUGCCUCAGAUGUAGUGAGAUCCCUUUCAUCAGUACCCAUGAAGCACAUGCUCAGCAUUCCCUCUUCUGUGAUCGAGAGCACCAGGGACAAUCUAGUGGCUGCAGUAAAAGAGUGAGUUAUUAUGGUGGUUACAAAUGCACGCUAGCAGAGGAAGAGGAGAAUUGCAAAUUUGCCUUGGACUACAGAUGCAUGACACGGCCCCUUACAGCUGAACAUAGGUUCCACCAUCACCCUCUAAAACUCACUUAUGAAGAUCCUUACAAGGAUGAUGAUGGUGAUCCAUUUCAACACAUGUGUGAAAUCUGUGAAGAUAGAAGAGAUCCAAAGCAGUGGUUUUAUCGGUGUGAUGAGUGCGAUUUUGAUGCUCAUCCCGAUUGCGUUCUUGGAAAAUACCCAUUCAUCAAGCGCGGGAGUAUUUCUGAUAUUAGAUGUGAUUCUCAUGAACGACCUCUCCUAUAUUUUCAGAGUGAGAAAUAUCCCUAUCCGGAAUGCGAUAGAUGUGGCCAUCCUUGCAAAGAUCAGUUGGCUCUUAAAUGUCCCCACUCUAAAUGCAACUUUGCUCUACAUUUUGAGUGUGCCGUUCGACAACCUUAACAUAUGGAGACGGUGGCGGCGUCCAUAUUGUAAAGAUACAAGAAACUCAGACCAAAUUGGUAAUUCUCCCUUUUUUUAAUUUGAUAGCUUCUUUUCAAUCUUUCUUUUCUAUGUCAUAAAUUGUUUUCCCAAAAUUUAAACACUAAUGAAGUUAGUUUGAUCGA
Molecule: messenger RNA, 2333 nt
Organism: Rubroshorea leprosula
Lineage: Eukaryota; Viridiplantae; Streptophyta; Magnoliopsida; Malvales; Dipterocarpaceae
Source: the annotation of a GenBank genome assembly